UCAGUUUUCAUGCUGAGGCCUCCUAAUUCUUACUUGAGCUCUUAGGGUAGAGUUUAAACGGUUUACUUUGUUUAAUCUGAUCGGCGUUUUUUUUAUCAAGAUUUAGUUCUACAGUAUGGGAUUGUCAACUUCAUGCUCAAACCUAAUUCUUUACCCGGUCUUGUGAGCGUAAGUAAUUCUAGAAGAGCUACAGGCGAAGUUGCAUGAAGUUCGGCAGAUUAUAUUUUCUUCGGAUUCAACUAAAGAAAUCAUCUGAGAUAACACGGUAAAUAUCUGCCUAAAUCUGAUCACUGUGUGGGUAAACACACACAAUAUCACGUUUGACAAUAACAUGCUCAUCACAUAUUCCUGAAAUUUUAAAUAACGACAGUCUUCUUGUUGCAGAUUUUACAUUAAAGAUGUUAAAUCUGAUACAUCCGAGCGGGAAGAUAUCCAUGUAUUAUGAGCACGUUACUGAGGAAAUCCGUAAGAGUGAAUCGGUGUCCGUAGUUAACAGUGAAUUUCGGUGUGGAGAAGAAGGUUGUCCAAAACACAAGUCGAUGAAAACAUGUAAAGACUCAACAACAUCGAAUACAAAGUGCAUGUGGUGUGAAAAUGCUAAUAUGUGCAUUCCCAGCACUGAUAAGAAUACUCAUGACUUCAAAGUCAGUCUUUGCCAGAAUAAAAGUAGCUUGAUUGACGUUUCCAGUGAACCGACACUUAUCGAAGGUGAAGAAGAUACAACUCCAGUAACUACUGUAGCCGACUUAAGAAAUGAAUUGAGGCAGACUACUGAGAACACUGAAACUCAUUCGAAUAGCUCGAAUAUCAGCGUUUCGAAUGGACCAACACUUAUCGAAGACGACAAAACAACUCCAACAAGUACUGUAACCGACCUAAGAACUGAAUUGAAGCAGACUACUGAAAACACUGAAACUCAUUCGAAUGUGACAACACAAAUGAAUGAAGAUAAGAAACAAGGAGAGUCUCGCAAUUACGCGUACAUUAUCGUACCAGUAGUUGUCACAUUCAUUGUUAUAUGCAUCGUCUGUGCCAUUGGAAUAUGGUUUUAUAGAAAGAAGAAAAGUAUUCCAUGUUUAUCACAAACGACUUCUUGUUUGUUUCCAUCAUACUGACUCUGUUAUUUUCCUUUUUUAUUUUAUUGUAAACACCUUCCAUUAUGUUAAUCAUUUCAGUAAAUCGGAGAUUGUUCCAUGGGACAGCACACGACUUUCAUGAUUGUUUAUUUAAUGGCUGAUUUAAUUUUGUUUGUACAAUAUAAAAUAUGGUUUUCUGUAGUUC
Molecule: messenger RNA, 1281 nt
Organism: Schistosoma spindalis
Lineage: Eukaryota; Metazoa; Platyhelminthes; Trematoda; Strigeidida; Schistosomatidae
Source: the annotation of a GenBank genome assembly